CCACAAUAUUUGCAUGAUGAACUUCUGAAAAAAAACCCCCUUCUCACACACACAAACAAGAUGUCGGUGGCAGAGGGCAGCGGCGGCGGCGGUUGGAAAGGCUUGAAGAGUUCCGGCUUGCGCGUGAUUCUAGGCCGAUGGUUCAUGGUCUUCGCGUCGUUGUUAAUCAUGUCGGUCUCCGGUUCAACGUACAUAUUCGGCCUAUACUCAAACGACAUCAAAACAUCCUUGGGCUAUGACCAAACGACACUCAACUUGCUGAGCUUCUUCAAGGACAUGGGCGGCAACCUCGGAAUCUUCUCCGGGCUUAUCAACGAGAUAACGCCGCCAUGGGUGGUUUUAUUAAUCGGCGCGAUCAUGAACCUGUUCGGCUACCUAAUGAUAUGGCUCUCCGUCACCGGCCGUAUCGCCGAACCCCGGGUGUGGCAAAUGUGCAUGUACAUAUUCAUCGGCGCCAACUCGCAGUCGUUCGCCAACACCGGCGCUCUCGUCACGUGCGUCAAGAACUUCCCAGAAAGCCGAGGCAGCGUCAUCGGACUUCUGAAGGGACUCGUGGGUCUAAGCGGCGCGAUCAUGACGCAACUCUACCACGCUCUCUAUGGGAAUAACUCGGCGGCGCUGAUUCUGCUAAUUGCUUGGGUUCCGGCGGCGGUUUCCUUUGUGUUUCUCCGAACGGUUCGGAUAAUGAAAACCGUCCGACAAUCCAACGAGCUCAACGUUUUCUAUAAAUUCCUCUACAUCUCUCUCGGCCUCGCCGGUUUUCUCAUGGUUUUGAUAAUCAUACAAAACCGGCUCCGGUUUUCCAGGAUUGCAUAUAUUGGAAGCGCUUGUGUUGUUCUUGUGUUUUUGUUUCUCCCGGUUGCCAUUAUUAUAAGAGAAGAGCUGAAGCUUUUGAAGAGGAAGGAGGAGGAUGUGGUGAAAUUGAAUGAUGAUGUGAAAGUAGUAACUGAAAAUUCGUCAGUAUUAAUCGAGCAGCCAUUGGCGUCAGCUGCAGAAGCUUCAGCAAGUUAUAAGAAGCGGAAGCCAGAUUCUUGCAUGAGCAACAUAUUCAACCCGCCUGACAGAGGUGAAGACUACACCAUCUUUCAAGCACUUUUCAGCAUCGACAUGAUCAUUUUGUUCGUCGCCGUAACUUUUGGUCUCGGCGGGACAUUGACGGCCAUUGACAACUUGGGGCAGAUUGGUAAAUCACAAGGCUAUCCGACCGACAGCCUCACCACCUUUGUGUCGCUCGUGAGCAUUUGGAACUAUCUCGGACGAGCCUUGUCUGGUUUUGUUUCCGAAAUCUUACUAGUCAAAUACAAAUUCCCUCGGCCAUUAAUGCUUACUUUGGUCCUCCUCUUCUGUUCCAUUGGACACAUUUUGAUCGCCUUCGCCGUCCCAAAUUCUCUCUACUUUGCUUCGGUCAUCAUUGGAUUCUGCUUUGGUGCACAGUGGUCAUUGGUUUUCGCGAUCAUCUCCGAGAUCUUCGGCCUCAAGUAUUACUCCACCUUGUACAAUCUCGGCGCUGUGGCGAGCCCGAUCGGGUCAUACAUUCUCAAUGUGAGAGUCGCCGGUCGUUUGUAUGAUAAGGAGGCAGUGAAGCAAAUGAGAACAUUGGGUGUCACUCGGAAGGCCGGGCAGGCGCUAACGUGCACCGGCGCGCACUGUUAUCAGAUGGCUUUUAUCAUCAUCACAGGGACGACAUUGUUCGGUUUCCUUGCUUCGAUUGUUUUGGUGCUCCGGACGAGGAAGUUUUACAAAGGUGACAUCUACAAGAAGUUCAGAGAAGAAGCGGAGACACAAACGGGUUCGAAUGCAAAUGGUGUUGGACCGUUGAAAGAGAGUGAAGCAGGAGCCAAUGCUGCCUCGUUCACAACUGCUGACACUAGCGGCAACAAUGUUAAACCAUAGAUUUGAUUAAAAUAACACUUGCUUGGACUAAAGGUGCUUCUUCGGUGUUUGUGAUUUUUUUUUUUUUUUUCUAAUUAAAAAAGGAUAGGCCAUGGAGACCAAUUGUGUCUAUUCUAUUUGGGCGUAACCAUAGUAGCAUCUACCCGUUGGAAGCCACACAAGAAGGGCCUAGAUGGUGGGAAUCGCAGGCUCUCCCUCAAGUCCGACUGAGCCAUAGCCUUCCCAGCCUCACCAGAGCAUCAAUGCGAACUAAGGUGGCUAAUACUAAUCAGACAUAUGAGGGGAUUCAACAUUGCGGAGAUUCAAAUCAACACCCUAGUAUAUGCCUAACCACAUUGGAGAUUUCAUUUGAGCCAUUGAACCACUACCCUUGAUGGUCUUCGGUGUUUGUGAUAUGUGCAAUAAUAAUAAUAGAAAUUCUAUAUAAUAAAUCAG
This is a messenger RNA of Corylus avellana, 2328 nucleotides long. Its product is annotated as protein NUCLEAR FUSION DEFECTIVE 4. The record is from RefSeq and is a predicted model, not a curated record. NCBI's taxonomy places the organism in Eukaryota, Viridiplantae, Streptophyta, Magnoliopsida, Fagales, Betulaceae. Gene Ontology annotation, cellular component: membrane.